CAUGCAGGGAGCGCGAGAGAACAAGAACGUUAACCGUGAAAAGCGGGAGCAGGACGGGAAUCGCUUGACAGCGUCUUGACUACGGAUUUGUGACUCCCACCUGCGUUUGUUGCAUGAGGAUAGUGCGUUAAAUCGCCUCUUUUUUUAGUCGAUGCCUGAGUGAGAUGCCUCUUUCCUCAGCGCCCAUCACGGAGAUAAGCGGACCCGCGUAAAGGAUGCUGCACACGGACGAACGUUAUUUGACAUGCACUGACAUUUAAAAUGAACCAUUUGAACCCUGCACAUCUCACGCAUUUCGCCUCUGCUCGUGAUGGCCAAUGCACAGCGUGAUUAAACGCGUGCUUUUUCUCUCGCGGUGACGGCAGCGUAAGCAUAAUCUCCGUAGGCUGCUCUUACACAUCUAAACGUUUAUAAUGGGGGUCAACAAAAGAACCGGAGGCGGUGGGGUUUGAUCGUAACCCCUAUACAUCUUGUAUAAGCUCUCUUCACUUGUAUCAUUAUAUACGUACUUCAACAUCCAGCACGCGCAUCAGCUUUAAAGCUUGGGAAACUGCGGCGCAGGGGUUGCGUGUGGUGCUGAAAGGACAGCUCCCACCACGGCGGGGUCGCAUCCCCGUUCUACAUGGAUCAAUAUUAGGGGACUGACAGUGUCGCUUUUGAGCUUUAAUGGCUGUGGCACGCAAGAUCAAAACUCUGCUGACGGUCAACAUUCUGGUAUUCGUCGGGAUCAUUUUGUUCUCGGUGUACUGCAGGAUCCAGGACCGAUCCGAGGAGCUCGUCCAGAUCGGCAGGCUGUCGGAUCAGAGACUGCGAGGCAGGAAUGCCAAAGUUACGAACUCCAUGGACAGACAGUCCAUUCUCAAAAGACUCGAGCGACUGGAAGAUGUGGUGUAUAACCAAUUAAACGGUCUAGCAAAGCCCAUGGGUUUGGUAGAAGGUCCUGGAGGUCUGGGACAGGGCGGUGCAGCGGCAACAUUAGGAGAAGACAGCCGGGAGAGCGAAGGGAGGUAUGAGGAAUACGGCUACAACGCCCAACUCAGUGACCACAUCUCUCUGGAUAGAAAUAUUCCAGACUACAGGCCGAAAAAAUGUAAGCUGCUGACGUACUCUGAUGACCUUCCUCAGAUAUCUGUGGUCUUCAUCUUUGUGAAUGAAGCUCUCUCCGUCAUCCUGCGGUCCGUGCACAGCGUGGUCAACCACACCCCUGCACAUCUGCUCAAAGAAAUCAUACUGGUGGACGACAACAGCGACAGCGUGGAGCUGAAGUUCAAUCUAGAUCAUUAUGUGAACAAGCGAUAUCCAGGCCUGGUGAAGAUCGUGAGGAACAGUAAGCGAGAGGGUCUCAUACGGGCGAGAAUUCACGGCUGGAACGCUGCCACCGCUCCUGUCGUGGGCUUCUUUGAUGCCCACGUGGAGUUCAACACAGCCUGGGCGGAGCCUAUCCUCACCAGAGUGAAAGAAGAUCACACUAGGAUAAUCCUUCCUGCGAUAGAUAAUAUCAAGUACAACACGUUUGAGGUGCAGCAAUAUGCCAAUGCAGCUCACGGAUACAACUGGGGACUCUGGUGCAUGUAUAUCAUUCCUCCGCAGGAUUGGUUGGACAAAGGAGAUGAGACUGCCCCCAUAAGGACCCCUGCCAUGAUUGGUUGCUCUUUUGUGGUGGACCGUGAGUAUUUUGGAGAAAUCGGACUGCUUGACCCAGGCAUGGAGGUCUAUGGAGGAGAGAACAUCGAGCUUGGCAUGAGAGUCUGGCAAUGUGGCGGCAGCAUGGAGGUCCUUCCGUGUGCUAGAGUGGCACACAUCGAACGCACAAAGAAACCCUACAACAAUGACAUUGACUACUACGCCAAGCGAAACGCAUUGAGAGCGGCCGAAGUCUGGAUGGAUGAGUUUAAGUCCCAUGUUUACAUGGCCUGGAAUAUUCCAAUGAAUAACCCGGGAGUGGAUUUUGGGGACGUGUCAGAGCGUGUAGCGCUGAGGAAGAAAAUGAACUGCAGGAGCUUCCGCUGGUACCUGGAGCAUGUCUAUCCUGAGAUGAGAAUCUACAAUAACACCAUCACUUACGGAGAGGUGCGAAACAGUAAAGCCAGUGGCUACUGCCUUGAUCAGGGGUCAGAGGAUGAUGACAGGGCGAUACUCUACCCAUGUCACGGCAUGUCAUCACAGCUGGCUAGGUACACCACCGAAGGCUUGCUGCAGUUAGGACCCCUGGGGUCCACCACAUUUCUGCCUGACACAAAAUGCCUAGUAGAUGAUGGCAGGGGAAAGACUCCAAGCUUGAAAAAAUGUGAUGCUGUUACCAGGUCCUCCCAGAGGCUUUGGGAUUUUACACAGAAUGGCCCCAUCAUAAGUCGAGACACAGGGCGCUGUUUGGAGGUCGAAAUGUCCAAAGAGGCAAACUUCGGUCUGCGGCUGGUGGUCCAGAGGUGCUCGGGGCAGAAGUGGAUGAUUCGAAAUUGGAUAAAACACCCCAGACACUGAGGACCAUCUUACCUCACAGGCUCCCUGUGCUGGAGAGUAGCCAUAGACUCGAACCCUGAGUCAGAGGUUAAGAGCAGAACUCACGUGAGGAGCGUUGUUAGCUCCAGGACCCAUUUUCAGGGUAAAACACUUUCAAUAGAAACGUCUAAAGAUGAAAUAGAAUCUUUGGACGUGGGCGAGAGGCUGAACCAGAAAGCUAUAAUUACAGGGAAAAGACUUGCUGUCUUAUCGCUUGUCGAAAACUCUUAGUGAGUCCACUGUACAGACUUCUGGUAUACCCCAGCUUUCAAUUUUGUCAAGCUGUCUUAGUGAAACUCAGAGAGUAAUAUUCAAAAGAGUUGAAGAUAAACAAAGAGCGAGCAAACUUUGCGAACCCCUCUGUGUAAAGUCUUGAGUUUUAUUUCUUAUCAAUUGCCAUAUCAACACGUAUUUCUUCAGGCUGUGAAUUGCUUUGGAUAAUUUAAUAUCCGUGUUGAAACUUCAAAUGUAUAUCCCAAGUGCUACGAGAAAAGAAAGUAGUUUAGACUUUAAUCUGACACAGUAGUUGCAUUUUCUUUCCUGGUUCUUCUUUUUUUGCUAAUGCACAACAAAACCAUGUGUUCACCCAAGAACUCAUGUGCCUUUCUCCAUCACAACAGGGAAUGUUUAUCCCUAAGCAUGUACAAACUGUUUGAUUUGAAAUUAAUGAAAUGUAAAUAUAAUGUUAAGAGGUCUUAUUAUAGAUACAUGUUGUAAAAUACUCAAAAUGCGAUAAUCCAGGAUAAUCAAAGU
Triplophysa dalaica is the source of this 3252-nucleotide messenger RNA. It is a transcript of the gene galnt9, whose product is annotated as polypeptide N-acetylgalactosaminyltransferase 9. The record is from RefSeq and is a predicted model, not a curated record. Gene Ontology annotation, cellular component: Golgi apparatus. Lineage: Eukaryota; Metazoa; Chordata; Actinopteri; Cypriniformes; Nemacheilidae. The transcript has 11 exons. The coding region runs from base 667 to 2481 and encodes 604 amino acids.